UCUCCUUUGCUCCUUAUCUAAAGAAGAUGACAUCCUACUUCCCCUGUGCAGAUGCCCCUAUCCACACCUCUGUCCUCUUUGGGCAAUGGAUUCUCGGACCACGGUACAAAGGCCACACAGUGAAGAGAAGAGAAGAAAGGCAUCUUCCAGCCCAUUCUGGACUGGUUCUUCCCCGGAUAGGUACAAACGAGCUGCAAAGCUCUGGAUCAUCUCCAAGCUUUUGUCUCAUCGCCUCCACUCAUCUGAAGAGGAGCCCAGCUCAUCACGUACAUGGCUGUCUAGUUAGUUAUCCAGAGGGACGUAAACCUAAGAUAAAGCACUGACAAUAUGUGUCUCAUCUUCUAGCUGUUGUUGUGCUUCUGUUAAUCAAGAGGUUGCUGUAUCCGAGUGUGGCUGUCGAUUUGGCCAUCUCCAACUACUUUUGCGCCAUGCAUGCAUGAUUUCAGCGGUGCCGAGUGUGGGCGGCGCCGUUGCUUUUUCUGUGGGGGCGUUGAGUAAGGGGAAAGUCUAAGAGAGAGCAAAACAAAAGGGGAAGCCGCGGUGUGGUGGUGGCGGCAGUGGUGGAUUCUUGCUUGCUUCAGGCCUACCUUUCUGCAGCCUUAAGUUUGGUGGUUGUAGUGGUGUGCGUAUAAUGUGUUAUCUUCCAAGGGGCCGGAUCACCGGACCAUCCCAUGUAGGCCUCUUCUACCUCUACUAGCAAUCAGCAGCGACCAUCAUCAGAGCCAUCACACUCACCCGUGGCAAAAGCUUAAAGAAUUGGAUUGAGCAGCUAGCACACCAUGUGUCCCCAGACCCCACCCAGCUUAGGGUUGUCAAUUAGUUGGUGUUUAAAAACCACACGGCUGUCCCUGUUGUUGGCUAAGUAGUUGGAGGACUAGUUAGUGCCAGAUUAGACGGGCAAGCUAGCAGAGGCAAUUCCUGCACUGCCCAUUAUUUAGUUGCUUUGCCUUUGCUCAUGUGAAGAGAGAGAGAGAGAGAGAGAGAGAGAGAGAGAGAGAGAGAGAGAGAGAGAGAGAGAGAGAGAGAGCUCCGCCGUCGCCAUUGCUAGCUCUCUUGGCCUCUGUAUCUCUCUGCUCUCUUCCAUGAGAGAGGGAGCUGACGACCGCUUCAUUCUUUUUGUCCCCUUGCAGCUUUCCUCUUGGAGCCGUAGCACUGCUGGUGCGGCUCUGAAUUACGAAAUAAAGAUAUAGCCAUGCAGGCGGCCAAGACAAGGUUUGUUUCGUUUCAUCCCCUUCUAUGCUAAAUUCCAUGUGCCGUUUGAUGAUUGGCGAUGGUAGAUUCUCCUCCCCAAGUCAAUGCGCAUAUGCAUUGUGGUUCUCUGAUCUGGUCUUCACUCUUCUGUUGGCUAUUAGCCCAUGUUCUGUAGGAGCAUGUAGCGAGUUAUGCCUAUGAUUCUAUGAGCACCUCACGAGAGUUCAGGAAGAACUGUUUAUACUCUCUGCUCAUGGAUUCUCAACUGUUACAGCUGCAGCAGUGAAUUUACAAGCAGCGAGCUGUGACAUGGAAGUAUGCGAUUGGGCAGCUCUAAACUAAACUUUCCUCCUUAUUAUCACCAUCUAUCCGUCCCUUUUUUAUUCAUCUUUUCAUGGAGCCAAGAAGCGACCAGGUUUUCAAAUCAGGGCUGCAUGUGACCGUGACUGUUCACAGAUAGCUCCAUGCGCAACGCCUGUCUCGUCCUUGAGCUCGGAGCCAAGGAGGGCACCCGUGCUUGCCUGCGCGGAGGGGAGAUUUAAGUUAAGCUAAUGCGGCUGCCCUUUUUCUCGGCUCCUGUCUCGCACUCGCUCGGUUGCUCCCCCUCCACUUCUUGUCGGCCUCUUGAGUUUUCCGGCCUCGGAUUCUUUGUUCCCAAUUGCAUCUUGCUUCUUCUUCUUCUUUUGCAUCUGGUUUGAGCUAGAGGCUCGAUCCGUCUCGUUCGUCCGGAAGCGGCUUAAGCUAGAAUCCGGCGCUCUGUAGUUUGGUUCCAAUCGAGGCUUUGAAUUGGUUCUAGUCGAUUUGAUUUUGAGUCCCCCAGAGAAGAAGCUUUAUUUUGCUUGCGUUUGACAUGAGGGGAGACGCUGAAAUCUUUCCCCUGUUGUAGUCAUGCUAUCCUUGUACAAAAUGCAUUUUCUCAAGUUAUAUUCCAGCAGCAACAGCUCGAGGAAUGGCUCCUUGGAACACCCUGCACGGACGUCCUCCCAGGGAAGCAACAAGACAGGCCGGACUGCGAGGAUGGCCGAGUCGCCCACCGGGCUGAACCCCAAGGUCGACCGCCGCAUGGCGAUGACGGCGAUGAGCGCCGAGAGAGAGAAAAGGAGGCCACCGACGAAGCUGUCGGAGCUGGAGUCCCAGCUGUCGCAGCUGCAAGACGAGCUCAAGAAGGCCAAGGAGCAGCUCCACUCCUCCGAUCUCUCCAAGAAGCGGGCCCUGCAGGAGGCCGGCGAGGCCAAGGCGCAGGUCGCCGCGGCGUCCGCGCAGGUCCGCGACUCCCAGGCGCAGCUCGCGGAGCUCUCGUUGACCGAGGAGUCCCGCCUCCUGGAGCUGCGCCGGCUGUCGCAGGAGCGCGACCGCUCGUGGCAGUCGGAGCUGGAGGCCAUGCAGAAGCAGCACACCGCCGACUCGGUCUCGCUGGCCGCGGCCAUGGGCGAGGUGCACCGCCUCCGCGUGCAGCUCGCCGCCGCGGCGCGCGCCGAUCGCAGGCAGGACGUGGUGGAGGCACUGGCCACCAUCGACGAGCUCAGGGUCAAGCUCAAGGCGAGCGAGGAGGCCGAGGCGCAGGUGCGAGCCAUGCACGAGGAGUGCAAGCAGCAGCUGGAGGCGAGCCGGGCCACCAUCGACUCGCUGCUCACCGACGGCUCCAAGAUGAUGGACUCAUUCAGCCUCGUAGUCAAGGAGCUCGAGGAGUCGCGUGCCAAGGUCAAGGCCCUCGAGGAGGAGAUGGCGGAGACGUCGUCGAAGGCCGGCGAGUGCUGCAACUCGGAGACCGCCGAGCUGAGGUCGGAGUUCGAGGCCGCGGAGGCCAGGUUCCAAGAAGAGAAGAUCCUGAGCACCGUGGAGACGCAGUGCGCGUACGAGCUCAUGGACCAGAUAAAGAUGGAGUCGGACCUGCGGCACGGCAAGCUCGCCGGGGCGCUCGAGAGCGCCAAGUCCGAGGUCAUCUUCCUCAAGGCGAGCCUGUUCGACAAGGACUCAGAGCUGAGGCGCGCCCUGGACGCGAACAAGAAGCUACAAGCUGAGACGAGAACGGACAGCACGGCCGACGAGCUGAAAGAGCAGCUGCAGGGAGCACUGCAGGAGAACGGGCAGCUGAAGCUGGAGCUGCAGUGGUACGAGUCCGAGAAGGGCUCCGCGAGGGAGCCGGAGGCCGACGCAGCAGAGGCGGCGAAGAAGGGGGAGAUGGAGGCCGAGCUGAGGCGGCUGCGGGUGCAGGCCGAGCAGUGGCGGAAGGCCGCGGAGACAGCCAUGGCGCUGCUCACGGUGGGCAAGGGCGGCAACGGUAAGGUCGUGGAGCGGAGCGACUCGUGGGAGGGCGGCAAGUACGCGGGCCUGUGCGAGGAGUUGGACGACGACGCGGCGGCGAGGAAGAACGGCAACGUGCUCAGGAGGAUCAGUGGCAUGUGGAAGAAAUGAAGGCGAUCCACGAUCAGCUGAGCAGUUGUAGUGUGGCUUGUACUACUCUGUAGGGAGCUCUUUUUCCCGCAGGUGUAAUUGUUUUUGCCGGUUUCUGUGGUAUAAAAACAUAGGAGUGCUGUACUGGUCGGGUAAAUGUGCUCAUAGCUGUAUUAUACGUGGUAUACGGAGGAUCAAUUCAUCCGGGUGUGAAAGGUCGCGGUAGUCAUUUUAGUUUCGUUCAAAAGUGUUCAACAGCCAAAAAUUUCGAUUG
Messenger RNA from Phragmites australis (common reed), 3859 nucleotides. Its product is annotated as interactor of constitutive active ROPs 2, chloroplastic-like. The record is from RefSeq and is a predicted model, not a curated record. NCBI's taxonomy places the organism in Eukaryota, Viridiplantae, Streptophyta, Magnoliopsida, Poales, Poaceae. The transcript is spliced from 4 exons. The coding region runs from base 2080 to 3606 and encodes 508 amino acids.